AUGGCGGCGUACGGAGGCAGUUUUGAAAGCGCUGUUAGCAUCGAGGAGAGAAAGGCAUUUAAACGGGAAGCCAGAGAGGAGAUUCUCCAUCAGGCUAAGCAGAAGUAUGAGGAGGAGGAGCAGAGGAAGGCGCUGAGGAAGGCGCGUGGAGAGGACACCUGGAUGCUCCCAGACGUAGACCAGCGACUGCAGCAGUUGGGUCAGGAGAACUCUGACAAGAAGAAGAAGAGAGAGAAGAAGUCCAAAAAAAGCAAGAGGGAAAAGAAAAAGAAAGUGAAAAAGGAGAAGAGGAAAAAGGCUUUAGAUAGCAAUGCAUCCUCCGACAGUACUGGGGAAGAAGAGGAGGAAGAGUGGGUGGAGGCUUCACCCCUUGCGGAAUCUGGAGGGAACGCUUGGAAGAUUCCUGAUGAGGCCACGCCCACUGCCAGCUCAGCCAAUAGCAACCAGAGAGAUGAGUGGAUGACCUUUGACUUUCUGACAAUGAGGACCACGUCCACCGCUGAACGAAGGGCCGAUAAGGAGAGAGAGAAAGAGGCAAUUCGAGAGAAGACACAGGCCAUAGAACAGGCUGGCCUACACAAGCUGGAGUUGAAUCCGUUCUGGAAGGAGGGUGGGACUGGCCUGCCCCCAGAGGACAGAACUGGAGCUGCAGUCAAAAAAGCAUCUGUGGUGGAGGAUGGCGGUUUGAGUUGGCUGAGGAAGUCGUAUCAGAGAAUGAAAGAACAGGCGGAGAGAGAACAGCGCAGCCUGGACACUGUGGUGGCUGAGAGAUAUGGGUCCGUGGAGGAGUUCCAGCGGAGACUACGGGAGGCAGAGGAGGGUGCAUCCGGAGGGGGGAGAGGACCGCGUCGGACCACAACUUCACCACAUUUGGGGCGUGAUCGCGAACAGCGUCAGGAAGAAAGUAGAGAUCGGGGUUCGGAACGCCGUCAUGAAGAGAGGAGAGAUUGGAGUUCGGAACGCCGUCGGGAAGAGAGGAGAGAUUGGGGUUCGGAGCGUCAUCGGGAAGAGAGGAGGGAUCGGGAUAGGGAACGCCAUCAGAAACCGGGGAGAGACCAAGGAAGAGACUGGGACAGAAAUAAGGACAGAGACCAUCUCCAUGACAACCGUAGCGUUCCAGAGCAGGAAAGGAGAUCCAGGAAUGAGAAAGGCAGAUGGGAGGAGGAGCAGAAUUCCCAGUCCUCCCUCUCCUCUCUUAAACCCAAAUUCCUCAAACCCUCUGAUACAGUUGACGACCACGGACCUUUCCGUUUGGGAAUGACUCGUGAGGCGGCCCCGGGAUUGUCAAAACAUUCUUCGGCAUUCCAGAAAAUCCACCCUGAUGAUGAUGAUGAUGAUGGUCCUCGUCCCUGGAAAAAGAGCAGCCUCAUCCAGGAAGAGGCAGACAUGACGAUGGAGAACAGGGAACAGCCCCACCCUGCUGUGCCAGCUGAACACAGGCAGUCUGGCGCCGCCCUGCUGGACACAGCUCUCAGCAGCUGCAAGAGUACAGCAACCGAGCUGAGCUCUGACAGUGAGGAGGAGAAAGAAGAGGAAACAGUGUCAGUCCUGAGCGAUGAUGAGAUGAACAAACUGGGAGCUAAACUGGUGAAGGCGGAGCUUAUGGGGAACACGACUCUGGUGGAGAAACUGAAAGCCCAGCUGCGUGAUGCUCGUAAAGCCAAAGAGAAUCACACUGUGAGAGCAACUGUAAAGUCAGACAGAAUGGUAUCUGAGAGGGUGGCAGAUGAGGAAGAGCUGCUGCUGUUCAGAACAGACCAAUCAGGAUGCACAUGGCCAGUCAACGCCCCCUCUCAACCUGUGGAGCCAAGAGGCGGACGAAGGAAAAGACAGGCGAUACAGACCCAUGAGGACGGGAAACGUGUUCGAUAUUUUGAGGAUGAUGAUGGUGUGGAGAUGAGGGAGCUUGUUCGUAGAGAGAAGAUGACCUCAGCAGCAGACCAGAAUGCACGGUGCUCCCGCAUGCUUACUAAGAUGAUGGGAAGGCAGGACGGGGAAAACUACACACUGGACGACAUGUUUGUGACCAGUGCAGCUCAGAGAGAGCGUUCUGGACAGGAGGAGGAGAGGCAGCGUAGCAGAGCCAUUCAGGAGUCGCGGAGACUCGCCACACAGAUGGAGAAAUGUCCUCACUGCUUCAGCAGUCCACAGCUCUCCAAACACCUCCUCAUCGCCAUAGGAACCAAGGUUUACCUGUCUCUACCUGCCACUGUGUCUCUGACUGAGGGACACUGUCUGAUUACUCCACUGCAGCAUCAUUGUUCAGCAACAGACCUGGAUGAGGAUGUGUGGGCUGAGAUACAGCUGUUCCGCCGUGCCCUGGUGAAGAUGUUUGACAGUCAGGGAUUGGACUGUGUGUUCAUGGAGACUCAUAUAAACCCAAAGAGUCGACGGCACAUGUUGUACGAGUGUGUUCCUUUACCCAGAGAACUGGGGGACAUGGCGCCCAUUUACUUUAAGAAAGCGAUACAGGAAUCAGAUGAGGAGUGGGCCAUGAAUAAGAAGGUGGUGGAUCUGUCAGCAAAGGACAUCAGACGAUCGGUACCCAGAGGUCUGCCCUAUUUCUCAGUGGACUUUGGGCUGCAGGGAGGUUUUGCUCACGUCAUUGAAAACCAACAGAUGUUUCCGCACUAUUUUGGAAAGGAAGUCCUUGGAGGGAUGUUGGACCUGGAGCCGAGGCGCUGGAGAAAACCUCCUCGUGAAAACUUUGACGACCAGCGUAAGAAAGUUCUGCAGUUUGCCCAGUGGUGGAGACGGUUUGAUUGCACCAAAACUAGCAGCUAAAACCCGUGUGCAAAGGCCCCCUGUGGACCUGAGGGCCAUCCUACACAGCAGUCAGGAGUCUGGAUUAGAACAGAAGACAUUAAAAGACUGCUCACUGUUUAUUUAGCAUUGUCUGUUUUAUGUAGUGAAAAGACUUUAAGUUGGCUCGUCACAAUUUUUACCAUAAUAUUGGUAGCAUCAGUGAUGUUUUUAAUAAAUUUGGGUGAAACCAAAUGUGUAUUCAGUUAAAGAACAAUAAAGGAAAAAGUCAGUUAUUAAAUCAAUCAACAGCUGUGUAACAGUAAUUCAAAGGGGAAAAAAGUGAAAUUAUGUAAUGGAUUAAAAACGAAAGUGUUACUUUUGCAAGAACCUGGUUCACAAAGACUUGCACUUACCCAAGACAAAACGCAUGGAGAGAGAGGCUGUCAAUCAUCUGUGGUGACAUAUGAUUGGCUGAAAUAGUACCUGUGCCCUCCUGCCUCCGUCAGACACCGGCCCCUUGUACCUAAGAUAUGUAGUCCAAUCAGAGUCCAGUCACAGACCUCUUACCUUCCACAAGACUCAUCAGAUGGCUGUUUGAUUGGUUCUCUCAUUGCUCAGUGGAAAAACUGAAUUGUCCAUCUGCCUUGACAGCGUGAGGACAGACAGGGUGGGUGAGAGAAACAGAGAAAUGAAACAUGAAAUAAUGGUUGUUUUUUGUUUCCUAUUUUAUACACAUUAUCCAGAUAAUUGACACCAUGUUUUCACAAACUUUACACUGUAAUCACUAUAAUUAUAUAACAAUUACAAAAAUUCCCAUUGUAUCCAGUUAUAAGGGUUUUAAUACUGUCAUUGAACUCUAUCACAGCUAUAAGGG
Molecule: messenger RNA, 3619 nt
Organism: Chanos chanos (milkfish)
Lineage: Eukaryota; Metazoa; Chordata; Actinopteri; Gonorynchiformes; Chanidae
Gene: cwf19l2
Product: CWF19 like cell cycle control factor 2
Exons: 18
Coding region: 1-2784 (927 amino acids)
Biological process (GO): mRNA splicing, via spliceosome
Cellular component (GO): post-mRNA release spliceosomal complex
Source: RefSeq, a predicted model, not a curated record